Messenger RNA from Dimorphilus gyrociliatus, 6612 nucleotides. Lineage: Eukaryota; Metazoa; Annelida; Polychaeta; Dinophilidae. The record is from the annotation of a GenBank genome assembly.
GGUUUGGAACCUACCGGAAACUGUGUUGGAGCUCCAGCACGUUUUACGAUUGAUAUUUUUAGCGCUGGCGAUGGUAUUCCCUCGGUGGUCGUUUUGAGUCCGUCCGGGCAAGUAGAACACUGUGAGAUAAAGAAAAAUUUCCGUGAUGAGGACGAUAGGAGAAGAUCUGGUGCUGGAAUCUCUGAUGGAGAAGCUAAUAGAAAUAAAACUUUCUCUUGUACUUAUACUCCCAAGAUGCAAGGAACUUAUAGAGUUGAAAUAAAAUAUGGACCCAAGAAUGGCGGUAAUCAAACCGAAAUUCCAAAGAGUCCAUUCGAAGUAGGUGUUGAUCCUAGACCUGGUGAUGCCUCAAGAUGCUCUGCAAUGGGACCAGGUAUUGAACCGAAUGGAAAUAUUGCAAACAGAGGAACCUAUUUUAAAGUUGAUACGGAUAAUGCUGGUGUUGGCGUUGUCGACGUUGCAAUUAAAGAUCCUAAUGACAACUAUGACACUGUCAGACCUCUUGUCAAGAAAGAAAGUCCUACAACAUGGUUAGUUCAAUACACUGCUAAAGUGCCUGGAAGACAUCACGUUACUGUAAAAUUCGCUGGAAGAGAUAUUCCUGGUAGUGCCUUCACCGUCAACGUUAGUCCUGCCAGUGGACCUGAACAAGCACCCUCUUGUUCACCAGUUCAAGCAGCCCUUGCCUGCUUUGCACCACCUCAGAAGCAAGCACCUUCUCAGAGUGCUCCUCCAGUUCAGUACGCAUACGUACCGAAACCCAUCGAUUCAAAGAAAGUCUAUGCAACCGGAAGAGGUCUUCAACCUAAAGGUGUUAGAGUUGGUGAUAUUGCUGAUUUUAAAGUUCAUACUGAACUAGCUGGAUCUGCUGAUCUGAAAGCCGAAGUAUUGGGUCCAGGCGGACGUCCUGUUCCGUGCCAAAUUCGAAAGAAGGAUGCGAAUCUCUUUGAAUGCUUUUAUGAACCGAAAGAUGUUGGCGACUAUAAAGUAAUCAUUCAGUAUGGUGGACAAGAUAUCGCAAAGAGUCCUUUUAGUGUCCACGUUGGACCCUACAAAGAAUCGCGCAUUAGAGCUUACGGACCUGGCCUCGAAGCUGGAGUUGUUAAUUUCCCAGCAAAAUUCACCGUAGAAACUAACGGAGAAACCGGUUCACUUGGAUUUCAGAUUGAGGGACCUUCUCAAGCGAAAAUAUCUUGCGAUGAUAACCGCGAUGGCUCAGCUGAUGUGACUUACUAUCCAACUCAACUCGGAGAAUAUGCAGUUCACAUAUUAUGCAAUGACGAAGAUAUUCCCAAGUCACCUUAUAUGGUACCCUUUAGUACUGCACCCUCUCCAGAUUUUGAUCCCAGUCGCGUUGAAGCUAGUGGACCAGGCUUGGAGAAAACUGGAAACACUGUAAAUAAAUGGGCUGAAUUUAAUGUCAAUACUAGACGAGCUGGUAGAGCUAAGUUAAAUGUUACAUGCAUCGAUGCUGAUUUGAAACCUGUGAAACAAUUGCACGUUAGAGAUAACAAAGAUGGUACCUUCUUCUGUCGUUAUAUGCCAGAAAGAUCCGUCAAGCACACUAUUAUUAUUUCUUAUGGUAAUGUCCAAAUACCAAAUAGUCCUUAUAGAGUUCUCGUUGAAGAAUCGAGUGAUCCAAAUAAGGUUAAAGUCUAUGGCCCUGCUUUACAACCGGGCAGUGUUAUGACUUUUACUCCAACUCAUCUAAAUGUUGAUUGCAACGAAGCCGGACCGGGUGACGUUUCUUUGACCUUAACUGACGAAUGCGGCUUGGAUGUACCUGUAGAGACCUAUCAAGACGGACCUAACAAAUUCCGAAUUGACUUCGUACCCACAAGUUCUGGAACGUACACUGGUCGAGUAUUUUUCGCUGGUCAAGAAAUCCCUAGAUCUCCAUAUGCAAUUCGAGUUGAACCAUCGUUUGAUGUUUCAAAGGUGACAGUCAGAGAUUUGGAAAAGACCGUACCUGUCGGAAUGGAGAAAGAAUUCGAAAUAGUAACUAGUGGAGCUAGUAAAGUUCCUUUGAAACCUGGAGAAAGCUUACCCGUUCAGGUUCAUAUAAAAUCACCAUCGCAAAAAGUUAUGGCGGCUCAUGUUGAAGAUACUAUUGAUGGUAGUGCCGCUAAAUUUACAUGCUAUGAACCUGGAAAUCAUGUUGUGGAUGUUCUCUUUGCUGGCCAGCAUAUACCGGGUUCUCCCUUUGUUGUGGAAGCUCUUGCUGCGCAACCAACAACUCCUAGCGGAGAUCCUAAUAAGGUUAGAGCCUACGGACCCGGUUUGGCUGGUGGAACUUCUAACGAACCGGCUAACUUUACUUUGGAUACAAGAGAUGCCGGUCCUGGUGGAUUAGGAUUAACAAUAAAGGGGCCAUCAGAGGCUAGAAUUGAAGCAGUUGAUAAAGGAGAUGGAACUUGCGAUGUUCGUUACUGGCCAACUGAACCAGGAGAGUACAUUAUUGAUGUAACUUAUGCUGAUAAGAAGAUACCGGGUGCCCCAUUUGUUGCACAAAUUAAUCCCGGUAGAAUUGUUGAUGUCAGUGGAAUCAGAGCCUAUGGUCCCGGUUUGCAACCGGAUGGCGUCUUCCUAGAAUCAAUGACUGAAUUCACUGUCGAUGCUCGUUCUAUUACAUCAAAAGGAGAUGGAAAGGUCAGAGCCUUUGUAACCUCUCCAUCUGGAGUGAGAACUGAAGCCUUAGUAAAUAAUCAAUCUAAUGGCCAAUAUAGAUGUUUGUAUACGCCCCGUGAAAGAGGAUCUCAUAAGAUUGAUGUGACCUAUGAAGGAAUUAAGAUACCAAGAAGCCCUUUUGCAGUCAAUGUAACUCCAGGUUGCGAUCCAACCAGAGUUAAAGCCUUUGGCCCUGGUUUAGAAGGAGGCCAUACUAAUCAAGCUCAGUGCUUCACUGUUGAAACCCUCGGUGCUGGACAAGGGCAGUUAGGGUUAUCGAUCGAAGGACCUAUUGAGGCAAAAUUGCAAUGCGAAGACAAUAGAGAUGGUUCAUGCUCAGUUACUUAUAUACCAACUGUUCACGGAACCUAUGAUAUUGGAGUUAAAUAUGCAGGAACUCAUGUUCCAGGAAGCCCUUUCCAUGUCAAAAUUUCAGAUGUGGUUGAUCCAACGAAAGUUAGGUGCUAUGGAUCUGGUGUUGAACCAUACGGCGGUAGAUUCAACGAGCCGGUAACUUUUAUUGUUGAUGCAGCAAAUGCUGGAGUUGCUCCUCUUGAAGCAGAGGUUAUGUUUGCAAACGGCCAACGACGACCCGUUGAAACUAGGAGCAGAGGAGAUGGUACUUUUGACGCAACUUACGUACCUUUGAGCGAAGGACCAGCCAAAGUAAACGUUCUCUAUGGAGGAAAACCUGUACCUGGAUCACCUUUUACCUCAACUAUUCAACCAAGUUUUGAUGCUUCUAAAGUUCGUGUCUUGGGAGAUGGAGUUUCUAGAGGAGGUGUUCCUGCUAGUUUGCCAGUCUCUUUUGUUAUCGAUACUAGAGAUGCUGGACUCUCCGAUCUUGAUGUUCUUAUCACAGAUCCAGCAGGCAGAAAUGUUAGACCCUUAAUUGAUGACAACAAUGACGGAACCUAUACGGUUAGUUAUAAACCAGAAGAUCUUGGAAAUUACCAAGUUGUCGUUCGCUAUGGAGGUCAAUACGUUCCUGGGGCUCCAUUUAUUGUACCGGCUUUCCCUAUCGGCGAUGCAAGUAAAGUUCGUGUACCGAAGAAUGUUCCGGAAGUAAUUCCAGUUGGUCAAGAGUGCGUAAUAAAGAUUGAUACCGGAGAAGCUGGACAAGGUGCUAUCACUUGUAGAAUAAGUACAACAGGAGAUGCUGAUGUUGAUCUAGAUAUUGUUGACAACGAAGAUGGUACUGUUAGUUUAAUGUAUACUCCUCGUAUUCCAGGAGCACAUACGCUAAAUAUUAAAUUUGGCGGUCAACCAGUACCUGAUGGCGUUAUAACCCAGAAGGUAAUGGAUAUGGAUCAAUUCGAACAAGUUCAAGCGGAACAGCUACAAUCUUUAAACGCAGCCAAUAUUGAACCACAAUACUUUCAUCCGGUUGAUUUCUGCUUACCUGUUGGUCCAGUAUUUAACUUUGUUGAAGCUAGAGUUCAUACUCCAUCUAGAGAUGUCCAUAAGCCUCGCAUUGAAGACAAUAAAGAUGGUACAGUUACCGUAAGAUAUCAACCAACAGAGGAGGGCUUGCACAAACUUGAUGUCCUGUAUAAUAACAAACCAAUCAAAGGAUCGCCUUUUGAGUUUUAUGUGACUAGCGUUGGAUCUGGAAAAAUAACUGCCUAUGGUCCUGGAUUGACACAUGGUAUUGUUGAUGAAUUAGCUAGCUUUACAAUCGUGACGAAAGAGGCUGGAGGUGGUGGUUUAUCCCUUGGUAUUGAAGGGCCAAGCAAAGCUGAAAUUAAAUGUGUUGACAACAAUGAUGGUACAUGCUCUGUUAGCUAUCUACCCACCGCUCCCGGAGAUUAUCAGAUCAGUAUCAAGUUUGCUGGAAGACAAAUUGAAGGAGGUCCUUUCACUGCCAAAAUUUUAGGAGAAGGAAGACCAAAAGCUCAAAUGUCCUUAGGUGCUAAUGAAAUGUCAUUAGGAGUUAGUGAAACAGAUAUUUCCAAUUUAAGAGCUGAGAUAGUAGAUCCCAUCAAUAGACGAAAACAAUGUUCCUUGAAGUCCUUACCAAAUGGCCAUUUGGGAAUCUCUUUUAAACCCGAAAUGGUCGGUGAACACGAAGUUCACGUCUUGAAACGUCAUCCUGACGGAAGUGAGAAGCCAAUAGCAAAUUCUCCAUUUAAAAUAUAUGUUGGUGAAAGUGAUUUAAGUGACGCCUCAAAGGUGAAAGUCUAUGGAAGAGGUUUAAUCGAAGGUAUGGCAAAUGAGCUAAAUGAGUUUACCAUCAAUACGAAAGAAGCUGGAUAUGGUGGUUUGAGUUUAUCAGUCGAAGGACCUAGUAAGGCUGAUAUAGAAUGUACGGAUAACGACGAUGGAACAAUUGGAGUAACUUAUAGACCCACAGAACCUGGAAAAUACAUAGUCAAUGUUAAAUUUGCUGAUAAGCAUGUUCCAGGUAGUCCUUACCUUGUUACCAUUGGUGGUGACGUAAGCGGACAACAAAUGGAAUGUAUCACCAGACAAAGAGAAUUAGCUGAUGUAACUCAUGUUGGAAGUGAAUGUGAGCUAUCCUUGAAGAUCCCAGCAACGAAUCUGGCUGAUAUGACUGCCUAUGUAGAAUCACCUUCUGGAGUCGUUGAAAGAUGCAAUAUUGUUGAGUUAGCUCCAUGUCAUUACAGCAUUAAAUUUGUACCCACCGAAAUGGGCAUUCAUACUGUUUUCGUAAGGAAUCGUGGAGUUCAUAUACCAGGUUCUCCUUUCCAAUUUACAGUUGGCCCUAUAACCGACGGUGGCUCUCAUAAAGUUAAAGCUAGUGGUAGAGGUCUCGAGAGAGGAAUCUGUGGCGAGAGAAAUGAAUUCAAUGUUUACACUCGAGAGGCUGGAGCUGGUGGUCUGUCAAUAGCCGUAGAAGGUCCCAGCAAGGCUGAAAUUGACUUCGAAGAUAAAAAAGAUGGUUCAAGCGUAGUAACUUACGUUGCUGAAGAGCCAGGAGAAUAUCUCUGCUCCAUUAAGUUUAACGAUCAACACAUCCCUGAAUCCCCUUUCAAAAUUCAAUUGGCACCUGGUGUCGCUCAUAGACCCAAUUUAAAACAACAAAAUCAAUUAUUGGUUAAUGAACCAGCAGAGUUUAUUAUAGAUCUAGACACGGACGGCGGAAGAAUAGAUGCAGUCGUAGUAUCUCCAGCUGGUGUUGAAGAAGAGGCAAUCGUUCAACAGUUAGAGCGUAAUAGACAUUCUGUUCGAUUUGUACCCCGCGAGAAUGGCGUUCACGACAUUCAUGUUCGUUUAAAUAACGCUCCGUUGAUGGACAGUCCCUACAAGGUAGCUGUUGGUCAAUUAGAUGCUGAUGCUGGUCGUGUAAGAGCAUAUGGAGAAGGCCUCCAAAGAGGUCGCACUUGCGAACCUUCAAAGUUCAUCGUCAAUACUCUGAACGCUGGUUCAGGAGCAUUGGCCGUCACAGUCGACGGUCCAAGCAAAGUUCAACUUAACUGCCGGGAAGUAGCCGAUGGCUACGAGUUUACUUAUACACCUACCGCCCCUGGUGAUUAUCUCAUAACGAUCAAAUACGCUGGAAAUACACAUGUUCCUGGUUCUCCUUUCUUGGCAAAGGUCGAAGGUCCAGGUCCACAAAGAGGUCGUUUCCAGGACAGUUCAGAGGUGGUCGUCGAAACGGUGACCAAGAGUAGUAGUACACAACGCUAUUCUGCACCUGUUGUAUCGGAUGCUUCAGCUGUUCGAUGCUCUGGUCCUGGCUUAUCCAAAGCAGGCCGAAAUGUUCCAUCAAAUUUUGUAGUUGACGCCUCCCAAGCUGGUAAUAACAUGCUCUUGGUCGGUGUACACGGUCCUGUUUGUCCUUGCGAGAAAAUUGUCGUUCAACACAGAGGUCGCAAUAUGUAUGAUGUCAGUUACGUCCUCAUAGAGCCCGGAGAUUAUACUUUGGCCGUUUUAUGGGGCGAUAAGCACGUUCCUGGUAGUCCUUUCAAUGUGCAUGUUUAG